This is a messenger RNA of Caenorhabditis remanei, 4254 nucleotides long. RefSeq lists its product as uncharacterized. The record is from RefSeq and is a predicted model, not a curated record. Gene Ontology annotation, biological process: transmembrane transport. Gene Ontology annotation, molecular function: ATP hydrolysis activity; ATP binding; ABC-type transporter activity. Lineage: Eukaryota; Metazoa; Nematoda; Chromadorea; Rhabditida; Rhabditidae. Bases 1 to 4254 code for a protein of 1417 amino acids. Gene Ontology annotation, cellular component: membrane. The transcript is spliced from 17 exons.
AUGUCAAUAUCAAAUCCAAGAACAUCCACGGAUAGAUUAGAUACAGAACAUAAAGCUUUGCUUAUCGACAAAACGGAUAGUCAAAAGAAAAGUCAGGAUAUCCAUAAAAAUACACCAAUUAGGAAACGAAGCAGAUUGGAUGGAGUCGAAGGAUUUCAUCCGAGCUCAGAAGACAAAGCGGGAUUCUUCAGUAGUGUCAUUUUUUCGUAUGUUGGAGUUUAUUGGUGGAGGACGAGAAAUGCAACAACAGAUGCAGAAUUGUUGGAGAAACCAUCAAAGAAGAUCACAGCCGUCUAUGCAGCAUCACGAUUAGAAAAUGCGUGGAGCUCAAACGGAUCCCCAGAUAGGCAUUUCUUGUCAGCUGUAUGGGAUGCAACCAAAGUCAGCGUCAUUCUUCAUGCAAUUCUGUUGUGUCUUGAAGAGCUCACUCGUGUCGCUCAACCAUUACUUCUCCGACAGUUAAUGAGUUAUUAUGAAAUUCAAGAGAAGGAAGAUUUUCUGUAUUGGCCCGCAAUGUUCGUUGCCCUUCUGAUCUCCUUUCUGUCAUUUGUCACUGUAGUCAUUCACCAUCCGUAUUUUCAUGGAUUGCUGAACGUUGGAAAUCACAUGAGAGUUGGUACAGGAGUUCUGCUCUACAAAAAAGCACUACGACUUUCACUAGCCUCUCUUGCUGAUACAAACAGUGGUCAACUUAUCCAGCUUCUCAACACAGACGCAGCAAAAUUGGAGCAAGCAUUUCUCUUUGCUCACUACGUUUGGCUCUGUCCUCUGCUCAUGUUCUUCUACGGGUUUAUACUUUGGUUCUACUUUGGAUUUUGUUGUUUGGUAGGAUUCUUGGUGAUGAUGAUCAUUGUCACAUUCCAAGUAUAUUAUUCGUAUCAACUCGGUGUAAACAGACGUAAUAUUGGUGAUAGAAUGGAUGCGAGAUUGAAAAUCAUGAGUGAAAUUAUAAACGGGAUGAAAGUAGUCAAAAUGCUCGUUUGGGAAGACAACUUCGCUGCAAAAAUUAAACAGCUGAGAGAAAAUGAGAUAGGUGCCGUUGGAAAAUCUGCAUUCUACUCUUCGAUGGUCAUGGGAAUAUACUUUGUAUCUGCAAAAAUUGGUCUCUUCGUUUACAUCUUCUCGUGUUUGUACUUUGACGAAGACCUUACAACCAAAGGAGUGUUUGCAGCAUCUGCACUCUACAACUCGGUUCGUUUGCCAUUUGCUUUGUUUCUUCCACUCGGGUUGCUUUUUGGAAGAGAACUGAUUUCCACAAGUCGCCGGAUCAAUUUUUUCUUCCGACUGCAAGAGUUUUCACGAUACACUGUUGUGAGCGAAUUGGAGACAGAGACCGAAAUACUGAAGAAUGAGAAUGAUAAGCUAGCGUUGAGUGCACUUCAAACAAAUCCAUCAUGGAUUCUGGAUGCCAGCGAGACAGAUAAUCCAAACAUUCAAUUAACUGAUGUCACAUCUGUCUGGUAUGACAAAGUUGAACAAAGAGAGAAAAGCAUGAAGAGAGAUGAAGAAUUCGAAAAAAAUGACGAUCCGGCUCUCCACGUGGUCUACGCAAUCCAGGGUUUUACCCAGAGUUUCAAAUCAGGAGAAUGUUACGGAGUAAUUGGAUCUGUGGGUAGUGGAAAAUCAUCCCUGCUACUCACAAUUUUAUCGGAAGCUCGUAUGUCAAAAGGAAACGUCGAAGUUCAUGGAUCAAUUGCUUACUGUGCACAAGAGCCAUGGAUUUUCACUGGAACAGUCAGGGAAAACAUUUUGUUUGGCAAUGAUUAUGACAGGGAAAGAUACCAUAACGCUCUGGAGCUUUGUCUUCUCCGACCAGAUUUCCGACAACUCUCGAAUGGAGAUAUGACAGUUGUUGGUGAUAAUGGAUCAACACUUUCUGGAGGUCAGAGGGCAAGAAUUGCUCUUGCUCGAGCUAUUUAUGCUGAUGCUGACAUUUACCUUCUUGAUGACCCACUUUCCGCAGUUGAUGCCCAUGUUGGAAGAAAACUAUAUGAGAAUCUGAUUCGUGGAUUCUUAUCGGAUAAGCUCGUUGUCCUUGUCACUCAUCAAAUCCACUUCCUGAGCACACUGAGCUCGGUGAUCCUGAUGAAAAACAACAAGAUGAUCUCAAUGGGAACACUUGAUGAACUAAAAACAAAUUUUUCUGAAGAGUUCAUCAGCCUCCAGUCAUCGGCCGCAGACGACAAAAAUGAUGAUGAAUUGUACAACGAAGGCUCACCAUCUUCUCCACCUCCUUCACCGUCAGAGAAAAAACAAAUGAUGUUUGAAAAAGAUGAGGACGUUGUGAAUGAUAUCAAGAAAAAGUCGCUGGAGAGAGAAGUUUCAAUAGUGAAACCAAGAAAUGAAUCGAAUUUGGAGUCAAGAAACUCUGGAAGUAUUUCCUGGUCGGUGUAUUGGAAGUAUACACGCGCAGUAAUUGAUCCGUUGAAAUUUGGCGUCUGUCUCAUUAUUUGUGUUUUGGUGACACAGUUCAUGAAUAAUUUUGUUGACUGGUGGCUCAACAAAUGGUUAGUCGAUCUGGACGAAUGGAAUGCAAAGAACAGCACAACAAAAGGAGAAUUCAGUAAAAACGUUGAUAUACUCGGAUACCGCUAUCAAAUGUCAUUCCGAACAUACGAAGUGACAUUCGUUGUUAGCACCGUUGUUAUGUCUUUUCUUGGAGUUAUUCGGUCGGUUUGGUUCAGAAAUGCUCAACUGAAUGCAUCACGUGUCCUUCACAACCUUAUGUUCAAUUGUCUUCUAAACACCCAAGCGGAGUUUUUCGAUCGUAACUCAGAAGGAGCAAUACUGAACCGUUUCUCAAAAGAUAUUGGUCUCACUGACGAUAUGUUGGCUUUCACAUAUUUCGAAUUUGUUUUUGGCGGGUUGACGUUCCUCGGUAUCGUUGGACUUGUUUCGAUGGUGAGACCAGUGGUGAUUAUCGCUUGCACUUUUAUUACUAUUGGAUUUUAUUUAUGUCGGAAAAUUUAUGUGGUCAAGUCAAGAGAGCUAAAACGAAUUGAAGCAGCUGCUCGUUCUCCCCUGAACACAAUCAUCACUUCUACCAUACAUGGGCUGGCCACGAUCAGAGCCUACAGAAAGGAAAUGGAAAUGAUUGAUAAGUUCUGUGCGCUUCAUGAUGUGUACAUGGCGGCAUACAAUAUGGGUAUCUUGUCGGCUCGUUGGUUCGGUAUCUGUAUCGACUUCUUGGUUUCGGUUUUCGUUUCGAUCGUGGCGAUUGUUGUUGUUUUACAAUAUGAAACGUUGACCGUUGGUGAAGUUGGAUUGUGUCUUGUGUGCGCCGUCCAGCUGAGUGGAUUCUUCUCGUGGAUAAUGCGGCAGAGUGCAGAAUUGGAAAACGGAAUGGUUUCCAUUGAAAGAAUUCUGGAAUACACUGAACUCAAGUCAGAAGAGGAGAUGAGAAGACCACAUGACAAGUAUUUGGACGAUGUAUUGGAGAAAAGUUGGCCUUCCAAAGGACAGAUUGAAUUUGAAAACGUUCGAGUCAAAUACGGAGACACUUAUGUGCUCAACAAUCUUAACUUUGUUAUCUUCCAAGGACAAAAGAUCGGAGUAGUGGGUAGAACGGGUGCAGGAAAAUCGACACUUCUCAAAGUAUUGUUUGGUUUAAAAGAAUACUGUGGUGGACAAGUCAGAAUUGAUGAUGUGGACUUGGAUGGCAUCAGUUUGAAGUUCCGAAGAAAAGGAAUGUCGAUUAUUCCUCAGGAGCCUGUGAUUUUCUCAGGAACAAUCCGAGAGAAUUUGGAUCCCUACAAUCAGUAUGAUGACGCCACGUUGUGGGAGGCCUUGGAGCAGUGCGAGUUGAAAAAUACGAUUGUUAGAGAGAAAGGUCUCCACGUGGAACUCGGACAACGUGGUGUCAGUUUGUCAGUUGGCCAACGUCAACUCUUCUGUCUUGCUCGUGCCAUGAUCCAUCGGUCUCGUAUACUUGUAAUUGAUGAAGCUACUGCCAACGUGGAUGGAGUGACCGAUGCGUGUAUCCAGAAAACAAUUCGAAACUUCUUCAAAGAUGCGACUAUCAUCACUGUUGCUCACCGUCUUCACACCAUAAUGAACACUGAUAUGAUAAUGGUGUUCGAAAAGGGAGAGCUUGUUGAAUUUGACAAACCGAUAACCCUCCUCGACGAUCAGAGUAGUCUGUUCGCCAGGAUGGCUGCUCAGUCUGGAGCUGAAAACUUGGAAUCACUACGCUCGGCUGCUGGGGCUUAUGUUCUAGAAGAUCGCAAACGAUAUCUUGAAGAAGAAGAAGACUGA